Capsicum annuum is the source of this 1160-nucleotide messenger RNA. RefSeq names its product 50S ribosomal protein L19-1, chloroplastic. Bases 147 to 821 code for a protein of 224 amino acids. The record is from RefSeq and is a predicted model, not a curated record. Lineage: Eukaryota; Viridiplantae; Streptophyta; Magnoliopsida; Solanales; Solanaceae. Gene Ontology annotation, cellular component: ribosome. The transcript is spliced from 7 exons. Gene Ontology annotation, biological process: translation. Gene Ontology annotation, molecular function: structural constituent of ribosome.
AUUUUUGAGAAAAUUAUUUAAAGAAAAAAUAUUGAUGUAAAACCCCCAAAUGCUACUAAACCCACCACACACAUUUUUCCCUUUCAGCUCUAAAGCGCCACCGUCCUCCGCCGCUCACCGCCGGUAGAAUCUUCUAGAAGAAAAAAAUGUGGAGAAGAUUCUCUUCUCACCUCAGUUCAACAGCUCCGUCCGGCAUUUUAGCUCGAUUUGGAAAUGCUUCUAAGAAGAAUGAGGUGGAGCUUGGUAACUUAUUUGAAACUAGAUUGAACGUGUCUGUUCACUCUAAGCAUAACAGAAAUGCUUCACUGUCAUCGCCUUACAUGGCUUAUAGAUCAUGUUUAUCGCAAUACAGUACCAUGAUCCCAAAUCUCCCUGGAAAGUUCAAUAAAUCAGGUGCUACUUCAGUUGACAUGGUUUCUGAAGAUGCUUCUGCUUUGGCAACUCCCCGUAUCAAAUUUAAGAGGCUCGAUAAAACAGCAAAACAUAUAAUGCAGAUUCUUGAUAAGGAAGCUGUUGAAGAAGUAAAGGUGCAGAGGGAGAUUCCUGAUAUAAAGCCUGGUUAUGUUAUCCAGCUCAAAUUGGAGGUGCCGGAGAACAGGAGACGUGUUUCAAUUGUCAAAGGCACAGUGAUAGCAAGGCGCAAUGCGGGUUUAAAUACUACAAUCAGAUUAAGAAGAAACCUGGCUGGAGUUGGGGUUGAAAACCUAUUUCAUCUGUACUCUCCCAACCUAAAGGAGAUAAAGGUGCUUGACAAGAAUAAAGUGAGGAGGGCCAAGCUAUACUAUGUCAGGGACAAGCCGAACGCUCUGAAAAAACACUAACAACCUUAGCUCACGUGGAAGGGUUGGAGCCUAUCAUCUCAAAGUUGUUUCGCCAAAAUGUAAAAGAUUGCAGCCGAAAACAAUCUUAUUACGUUGAUCAACAUGUAUCAGCAACAUCCCUUUCCUUUUCCAGAUGUUGCAGGUAACUUUUACCAAAGUAGCGAGCAGAUCUUGCCGUAGAAUGGAACAUCUCUCUUUAUUAGAUUCUACAAUGGUCAUAAACAAGCAAUAUGAUUUCUUUACCCAACUUUUGGUAAUUUCUUAGUAGCUGUACUUUUCUGGUCUGUGUUACCCAUCUGAAGAGAUUCAAAUAAAGCAUAUUUCAAGUUUCUUGAUGCA